This is a messenger RNA of Thalassophryne amazonica, 2068 nucleotides long. It is a transcript of the gene taf6l, whose product is annotated as TAF6-like RNA polymerase II, p300/CBP-associated factor (PCAF)-associated factor. The transcript has 12 exons. Bases 128 to 2056 code for a protein of 642 amino acids. Gene Ontology annotation, cellular component: transcription factor TFIID complex; SLIK (SAGA-like) complex; SAGA complex. Lineage: Eukaryota; Metazoa; Chordata; Actinopteri; Batrachoidiformes; Batrachoididae. Gene Ontology annotation, molecular function: protein heterodimerization activity; transcription coactivator activity; RNA polymerase II general transcription initiation factor activity. Gene Ontology annotation, biological process: RNA polymerase II preinitiation complex assembly; transcription initiation at RNA polymerase II promoter. The record is from RefSeq and is a predicted model, not a curated record.
GUCUUCUAGUUGCUGGCUUGACAUCGUAGCGCUGUCUCCUUGUGUCGGUUUUUGAACUUUACUGCUCAGUUAAAGGAUUUUCCAGCCGUUCUGCAUAAGAAGUUUCUUCUGAGAGUUUGCUGGGACCAUGGCGGACCGCGAGGAGCGCCGCUUCGCCGAGGUUUCCCGGGAGUCUGUCAAACUCAUGGCCGAGUGCACUGGCGUGGAGCUUAAUGAUGAUGUCGCCGCUCUGCUGGCUGAAGAUGUUUGCUACCGUCUCAGGGAAGCAACACAGAGCAGCUCUCAGUUCAUGAGGCACGCCAAGAGAAGGAAGCUGACAGUGGAGGACUUCAAUCGAGCUCUGCGCUGGAGCAACGUGGAGGCCAUUUGUGGUUACGGAGCUCAGGACGCCGUACCUUUCCGUGCAGUGAAAGAAGGAGAGCUCUUCUUUGUGGACGAUCGGGAAAUCAACCUGGUUGACUUGGCUCUGGCCACCAACAUUCCCAAAGGCUGCGCUGAGACCCUGGUGCGAGUCAGUGUGUCCUAUCUGGAUGGGAAGGGUAACCUUGAACCUCAGGGGACAGUUCCAUCUGCAGUUCAGUCCUUGUCAGAGGACCUUCUGAAAUACUACCAGCAAAUCACACGUGCGAUCCUGGGUGAGGACCCCCACCUCAUGAAGGUGGCUUUGCUGGACCUGCAGUCGAACUCCAAGAUAGCCGCUCUCCUGCCAUACUUUGUGUAUGUCAUCAGUGGGGUGAAGUCGGUGAGCCACGACCUGGAGCAGCUCAACAGGUUACUGCACAUGGUGAAGAGCCUGGUGCAGAAUCCAUACUUGUACCUGGGCUCCUACGUGCGCAGCCUGGUGUCCAGUGUCAUGUACUGCAUCCUGGAGCCGCUGGCCGCCUCCAUCAACCCGCUGAAUGACCACUGGACCCUCAGAGACUACGCGGCCCUCCUCCUGAGUCACAUCUUCUGGACUCACGGUGAUUUGGUGAGUGGUCUCUACCACCAGAUCCUGCUGUCUCUCCAGAAGGUUCUGUCGGACCCAGUGAGACCACUCUGCUCGCAUUAUGGUGCUGUGGUGGGGCUUCAUGCUCUGGGAUGGAAGGCUGUUGAACGAGUGCUGUUUCCACAUCUUCCAGCCUACUGGGCCAAUCUGCAGGCGGUGCUGGACGACUACUCCGUUUCCAACGCCCAGGUCAAAGCAGAUGGUCAUAAGGUCUAUGGAGCCAUCCUGGUUGCGGUAGAGCGUCUGCUGAAGAUGAAGGCGCUGUCGUUGUCUCAGCCUACAGAGGGGACGUCCAGUGCUCAUCCAGGCUCAGUGGUGGGCGUUAUGGGAUACAGGGUGAGCUCCCCGGGCCUCAGCCCUCCUCCAGAGCCUUUGUCAGAGGCCGUGCUGGGAAUCGCUAGCCAUCUCCAGGCAGGCGGAGUUGGCUGCCCCUGGGAGGAGUGGACCCCUGUGCCGCUUCCAGCCAUGUACUGUGAACUUUACUCUUUCUUUGGAGACAGCCUGGCCGUCAGGUUCAGUACUGGACCUGGAUUUGGCACCUAUCCUCCCUGCACCCUCUCCCAGCCCAGUGAUACCAGGAAAGAAGCGCCCGGCCCCAUCACCAACCCCGACACCGCUCGUAAAAUGCCACAGUUGACCGCCAACCUCAACAUCAGUCCCAGGCAGGAUGGAAGUCCUCGGACGGAUCCGCCUCCACCCAGCUUGGUAGCAACGGGAUCAGGGAGGACUCUGCCUCGCUCCUCAUCUUCCUCCUCCGUGCAGCGGUCCAGAUCCUCCUCGUGGCGGACGAGCCAACGUUCGGCCGGUCUCUCCCGUGACGUUUUUCCCAAGGCUCGCUUCACUUCUCCACAGACGGGACUGCCGGCAUUUUCGUUCCUCAUCGGUGGACGACAAAUGGGUCGCCGUUGUCAAGGCCGCCGCCCGUUCCAGACCACUUUUGCUCCAAUGCCGCCUCUGCCCGUCAUCCCACUGCGUGGCUAUGCCCACAAACUUCCUGUUAUUGGGAGGGUGGGCAAACCUGUUCGCCGAUGGGCAUGUUCCCAUUACUCCCUUCAUCUCCCUCUCUAAUAGGUCUGGUUC